Messenger RNA from Pimephales promelas (fathead minnow), 4855 nucleotides. RefSeq names its product polo-like kinase 2b (Drosophila) (gene plk2b). Gene Ontology annotation, cellular component: centrosome; spindle pole; nucleus. Gene Ontology annotation, biological process: protein phosphorylation; mitotic spindle organization. The record is from RefSeq and is a predicted model, not a curated record. Lineage: Eukaryota; Metazoa; Chordata; Actinopteri; Cypriniformes; Leuciscidae. Gene Ontology annotation, molecular function: protein binding; protein serine/threonine kinase activity; ATP binding.
CCUCCAGCAGAACACAGACCCAGAAUGUAAUGAAACUCCUGCAUGGAAGAGCAGGAUGUCUGGCAGAUCUGGGAUCAGGUGAUGGGCGACUGAUGCUUUUGGUGGCUUUCUGCAGAUGACUACUUUCUGGUAUUUGCUGCCACUGUAGAGGGUUUCCAGUGCACUGGCUUUGAAAUCAAUUCUAUCCUAAUUGGAUAUGCCAGAGUCAACGCAAAGUGGAAGGGAAUACCAUCCAGCACUGCCCGUUUUAUAAACCAGGACUUUUGGGAGGUAAGAUGUUGUUAAAAGUAAAGUAUAAUAUUCCUGUGCUAUUUCAACUGGUCUUCCAUUGGCCAUUCAAAGAAUUAGUCCUGCCCUUAACUCAUGCCAUUGGUUGAGUAAGUGUGGCUGUUUUACGAUGCUCAAGCAAACACAAUGACAACAGUGUUGAAUAAGUGUUUCCAAAUCAACCUAAAGGGGAAAAACAAGGUCAGAGUUUCACCGGAAAGCGUAGUUCCACAAGGAGCAGACUAGUCUUAGACUAGUCUUAAAAGUUAGCCAUAAUUUUUUUCAGGACUGAGCCUAGCUAUUUCAAGUCAGUUACAUAGAAAGGUGGAUUGUUCUAAUUUGAAGCAAAAAAGUAAGAUGGAUUACUUCCUGUCUAACUGCUGGUUGAACUGCUUGAAAAAUUGCACAUAUCGUGUUCAGAUUUUAUCAGAUUUUAUUUCAGAUUUGAUUUCACAUGUCCAAGUGUUGAUGAUUCAAUUUUACCAUUUCCUUUCACAGACCAAUUUGUCCAAAUAUAACAAUAUGACUGUUUUCUUGGCACCUGGAGUGGUAUGUAUGCGCAGAUGUCCUUGCUCCAUUUGUACUGAGCUGAUAAAAAGACAAUUUGAGGACUGUUUUAAAAAUAGAGAAAAUGGUACAGUAUCUUUCAAAACUGAGUACAAAGAGACUUACAAAUUCUACACAUCUUUGUUGGAGAAGAAUUUAAGCUGAGGUUACCAUGGAGCUUUUUUGAGUAAUUUUUUAAAAACAUGAUGUGUGAGACAGAUGGCGAUGAACACAGUCCCACUUCUCAAUAGAAAACACUAAUGCAACAAAAUCAAUACAAUGUGGUCAAUACAAUGUGCUUUGUUGUCUACAGAUGGAGGUGUUGGGUAGGAAACUGGAGAAGGAGUUACCAGAUGAGGCUCGUGUGAUUGCCUGUCGCUUCCCAUUUCCCGACUGGACUCCUACAGCCACUGAGGGUGACGGACUGGACCAGGCCUGGGCAUAUGAUAUGAAUGCCAUACGGAAGCUUUCAACACACACUAUGAGAUGAGGAGAAAAGCACCUUUCCUUAAGUUGUGUCAAAAAGAUUUGUUUUGUGUUUGAUCUGAAAAAGUUACCUGUCACUUUAGAAGAUAUAUGCAAAGUAUAAAGCAUAUAAUAAUUACUUGUUUUUAAACUGAAGACAACAUUUUUUCCUCCUGUUCUGUUCCCAGGUGGGUUUGAUGUCCAAUGGCUUGUGUGUGCUGUAUAAUUUUAAACUAAACUGUGAAAUAAAGAGCAAACAUUGCCUUAAUGCCAACAAACUGCUCCUAUAAUCUUGGUAUUUAAAUACUGUAUCUCCUAGAACAGCAAAUCUAAAAAAAGAUUUGAGAAUUUUGAGGAUAAGAACAUGUUUCUCUAUCACAUGUAGUUCAGUCCUACAUUAUAGUUCCCACAAAUUAAGAAAAAUAAUUGUUUCAUUCAUUAAAAAAACGUCAAGUACGUUUAACAUUAUCCAUAAUAUUAAUUAUUUGUAGAUGUGAACUUGUGAAAAGUGCUUAACUAGGUUGAUCUAAAUGUAAAUUUAAAAAAAGUAUGUUAAAAUGAAAGCAUUUGUGCAUGAUUUUAAUGACUAAAUACAGUGAAGAAGGUCUGAUGUUGGACAGGUCAAAAUCCCAAUUUAAAACAAUUUAUUUUUUAUUUUUAAUGGAGCUUGCCAGAUGUUGUAUGUAACUUUGACCACAUGGUGAUGCUCUGACACUCUGAAUCAAUGCAUGGGAUUCAGUUCUAUUAAACGUACAAAUGAAUUUACGAUGGUUAAUUUAUUGAAUAUCAAUAUUUAGCCAAUAUCUCGCCGAUGCUUAUUUGUAUUGUGUAGGGUAUAAAUACCAUACCUUUAUCCGAAAAACAAGAUCUGUAGGACAUUUUUUCUGUGCCUGUCAGAGAUUCCAGUGUGAUUAUAUGAACCAUUGCACAGAUGUACCUGUUCUCUCCUAUAAAAUUCGUCUAGUAGGUGUCUGUGAAGUGUCUAGAAUGUUUAAUAAUGGAUAGAAUGAGGUAGUUCAGAUGACUGUACACCAGACCUCACGCGCCAUAUAGGGUCUUCCCCUCUCGUGACGCAGUUUGAUUAGAGUAGAGGCGCGCGCUGGGUGCUGAGGUAUAAAAGCGAGGAAGCACGCCGGUACAGCAGCACUGUGACAGUACACACAGUUACAGAGUUAUGGAGACACUAAGGAAUACCUCUUACCCAACUAUAACGGCAAACAACGAAAACAUGUGUGAGCUCAAUAAAAUAAGUGAGCAAGGAAGGAAAAAGCCAGAGGAUAACAGUCGGACAGGCACUGAGUAUUCCAGAAUCAUUACAGACCCCAAUACUGGGAAAUGUUACUGCCGGGGGAAAGUUCUGGGAAAGGGAGGCUUUGCAAAGUGCUAUGAAAUGACCGACCUGUCUUCAAGUAAAGUCUAUGCAGCCAAAAUCAUCCCCCAUACGCGUGUGUCAAAACCGCACCAGAGAGAGAAGAUAAACCGAGAGAUUGAGCUGCACAGAUCUCUCAGCCACAAACACAUAGUGCACUUCUACCACCACUUUGAAGACAAAGACAACAUAUACAUUCUAUUGGAGUACUGCAGUAGAAGAUCAUUGGCCCAUAUACUGAAGGCACGAAAAGUCCUAACAGAACCUGAAGUCCGGUAUUACCUGAAACAGACAGUGUCCGCUUUAAAAUACCUUCACGAUUUAGAGAUCCUGCAUCGUGACCUGAAACUAGGCAACCUGUUUGUGAGUGACUCGAUGGAUCUGAAAGUGGGAGAUUUUGGGCUGGCUGCCAAACUAGAGCCAGUCAGCAACAGACGCAAAACGAUCUGUGGUACACCCAAUUACCUGUCCCCGGAAGUGCUGAACAAACAGGGACACGGCUGGGAGUCUGACGUGUGGGCUCUGGGCUGCGUCAUGUACACCAUGCUCCUGGGAAAACCUCCAUUCGAAACCACAAACCUGAAAGAGACGUACCGCUGUAUCCGAGAGGCCCGGUACACCCUCCCGCCCUCCCUCUCUCUCCCUGCCAAACAGCUCAUUUCCGGCAUGCUCGCACAGAACCCUGUGGACCGCCCGCACCUGGACGGCAUCAUUCACAAUGAAUUUUUCACCCAGGGCUUCAUGCCAGAAAGUCUACCUGUCAGCUGCUGCCAUUCGGCCCCAGACUUCCACAUUUCCAGUCCUGCCAAGAGCUUCUUCAAAAAGGCAGCGGCGGCUCUUUUCGGCGGCAAGAAGGACAAAGCCAAGUACUAUGAAAAUAUAAAUCGCUUGGCCAAAGAAGAGGAAGACAUAUUCAAGCUCCGUCAAGACUUCAGAAAGACUGCCAUCAGCCAGCAGAUUACUACACACGUCUUAUCCGAGGAAGGAGGAAAUCCGUCAGCACCUACAAGAAAGCUUGUUACCCAGGCAACUGCCGGAAGGCUGCAGACAAGAGAUACCAUUCACUUGAUUGUUAGAGGCAGCUUGGGCAGCUGCAGCAGCAGCAGUGAAUGUCUUGAAGACACCACCACUGGCACUGUGGCUGAGGCUGUUAUUAGUGUUCUGAGAGGCUGUCUUGAACACAUGCCUAAAGCCGAUAGUCUUCCCAGAGGAAAUAGUUGUAAUAGUUUGAAGUGGGUGACUAAGUGGGUGGACUACUCCAACAAAUAUGGCUUUGGCUAUCAGUUGUCUGACAACACAGUGGGCGUCCUUUUCAACAACGGAAUGCACAUGAGUCUCCUCUCUGACAAGAAGACUGUUCAUCAGUAUGCUGCGCUCGGCCAGAAGUCUGUUUUCUCUGUUAUUGAGGCUCCAGAGUGUGCUGUGGCCCAGGUCACCAUCCUCAAGUACUUUGCCCACUACAUGGAGGAGAAUUUGAUGGAUGGAGGGGAUGUGAUAAGUGAACCAGAUACCCAGAAGACCAGAAUAUACCUUCUGCAGUGGUUGAAAUCAGACAGAGCUUUAUUGAUGCUUUUCAAUGAUGGCACAUUCCAGGUGAACUUCUAUCACGACCACACCAAGCUUAUCCUGUGCACACAGCAGGACGAAUACUUGCUGACGUACAUCAACGAGGAGCGAACCUCCACCACCUUCCAACUGAGCACGUUGCUGAGCACGGGCUGCAACGCGGACCUGCGCAAUCGUCUGGAGUAUGCCUUGAACAUGCUGUUGCAGCGAAGCAACUGAGAUUGACAGAUGAGGAGAACAGUUGGCCACUGACUCAGCAGGAAAUGAUGAUUUCUUUCAAUGCAAAUUAAGGCACAGAGGAGUUGUUGAACUGAAAGUCCACUGGAUGUGAGCUGGAUUGAGCUAUGGAAAGGUCUUCAAUAACUCAGACUCUGUAGAUUUACAAAUGCUGAAAUUCAGAGACUGUAGUGAAGAGGAAUGAUGUGUGAAAAGAUUAUAAAGAGGAAAGAAGAUCUGGGCUGGGACCAGGGAUCCCUUGACAAGAAAAUGACUUCUUGUGUGUAUGUGUGGUAAAAUGUUUAUGGAACACACAUGCAUGUCAUAAUCUGCAAAAAUGAUUGUUUUCCCCUCUGUCAUUACAGAAUAUUUAUUGUGUACAUAUUUCCUUAUUUAUUUAAUUAAUAAAACUCCAAAAUUCUAACA